CUGACCAUCCUUCCUUCCACGUGUGAUCCCCUCUCUCUUAUUUAUUCUUUCAAAGCUCAACCCACCUUUGCUUGUUCAUUUUCUCACAUUCAUUCUCUCUUUCUCUCAAACAUUCCAUAGUUUUCUCUAGAUUUCUUAGGUCAUUUUGUUUUCCUUUCUGGGGGAGGUUUGAAUCUAUGGCUUUGCAUUUGCUUCUGCUCCUUCUAACACUCCUUGGAGCUUCUGCUGCUGAUGAUGAACCGUUUAUUGGUGUGAACAUUGGGACAGAUCUAUCAGACAUGCCACACCCAACACAAGUUGUAGCGAUGCUUAAAGCCCAGCAAAUUCGGCAUGUUCGGUUGUAUGAUGCUGAUCAAGCUAUGCUUAUUGCACUUGCCAAGUCAGGCAUUGAAGUUGUUGUAUCUGUCCCUAACGAAGAGCUGCUGGCAAUAGGUCAAUCAAAUUCCACAGCUGCUAACUGGGUCUCGCGCAAUGUGGUGGCACAUUACCCAGCCACCAACAUCACAGCCAUUUGUGUUGGCUCUGAGGUUCUGACAGCCCUCCCAAACGCAGCCAAAGUACUUGUCAAUGCCAUUAAGUACAUUCAUUCAGCCCUUGUGGCAACAAACCUUGAUCGCCAAAUCAAAGUCUCAACCCCCCUUCCUUCCAACAUCAUCCUUGACUCAUUCCCUCCUUCCCAGGCCUUUUUCAACCGAUCCAUGAACUCCAUUUUGGUCCCAUUGCUUGAUUUCUUGCAAUCCACUGACUCUUACCUCAUGCUUAAUGUGUAUCCUUACUAUGAUUACAUGAAGUCCAAUGGUGUGAUUCCAUUAGAAUAUGCACUUUUCAAGCCUCUCCCUCCAAAUAAAGAAGCUGUGGACUCCAACACUCUCCUUCACUACUCCAAUGUCUUUGAUGCAGUGGUUGAUGCAGCCUACUUUGCCAUGUCCUUUCUGAACUACACCAACAUUCCUGUGGUGGUGACAGAGUCAGGCUGGCCCUCAAAGGGCGAUUCAAAUGAGCCUGAUGCUACUGUUGACAAUGCUAAUACCUAUAACAGUAAUUUGAUCAAGCAUGUGCUGAACAAAACUGGCACUCCCAAACAUCCUGGGAUUGCUGUUAGUACAUACAUUUAUGAGCUGUACAAUGAGGAUACGAAGCCUGGGCCAGUGUCAGAGAAGAACUGGGGAUUGUUUGAUGCAAACGGGGAACCUAUUUAUAUUUUGCACUUGACAGGAUCAGGAGCAGUUUUGGCUAACGAUACCACUAAUCAAACUUUUUGUAUUGCAAAAGAUGGUGCUGACCCUAAGAUGGUCCAGGCUGCACUAGAUUGGGCAUGUGGACCUGGGAAAGUGGAUUGCUCUGAUUUGCUUCAGGGACAACCUUGCUAUGAACCAGACAACGUGAUUGCGCAUGCAACUUAUGCUUUUGACGCAUACUAUACUAAGAUGGGGAAAUCUCCUGAGGCAUGUGAUUUCAAUGGAGUAGCCACAAUCUCUACCUCAGAUCCAAGUCAUGGUUCGUGUGUAUUUCCAGGAAGUCUUGGCAAGAAUGGCACCUUGUCAAACAUAACAGCACCAUCAAUGAAUUCCACAAGUUCAGAUUCUUCUGCCAGCGAUUUCCUUAGCUCUGAACUGAGAAUCAGAAGCAUUUUGAUGGUGAUAGGAUUUUUAGUAUGGGGACUGGUUUUGUAAAUUUUGUUAGAUGGUCACAACAUCUGCUACUUCCUUCAAAAUUUUGUGGUAGAUGCUGCUACUUAUUUGUUUGGUAGCGUUGAUGAAAUCAGUCCGUUUAAUUUUGUACAAAGAAGGAAAAACAGCCUAAUGGUUUGCAUUGAAUUAGGCUUCAAUCGAACUAUGAUAUCAUUA
Neltuma alba is the source of this 1847-nucleotide messenger RNA. RefSeq names its product glucan endo-1,3-beta-glucosidase 2. The transcript has 4 exons. NCBI's taxonomy places the organism in Eukaryota, Viridiplantae, Streptophyta, Magnoliopsida, Fabales, Fabaceae. Gene Ontology annotation, biological process: carbohydrate metabolic process. The record is from RefSeq and is a predicted model, not a curated record. Gene Ontology annotation, molecular function: hydrolase activity, hydrolyzing O-glycosyl compounds. The coding region runs from base 177 to 1673 and encodes 498 amino acids.